Molecule: messenger RNA, 2498 nt
Organism: Durio zibethinus
Lineage: Eukaryota; Viridiplantae; Streptophyta; Magnoliopsida; Malvales; Malvaceae
Product: putative sulfate transporter 3.5
Biological process (GO): sulfate transmembrane transport
Cellular component (GO): membrane
Molecular function (GO): secondary active sulfate transmembrane transporter activity
Source: RefSeq, a predicted model, not a curated record
UACAACUCUCGUUUCUUAACCCACACUAUCUCCGCUUCUGUCUGAUUAACCCUUUCUCUCAUUAAUUCUUCUCUUUCUCUCCCGUGCUUAUAGCCAUGACAAAUUCCAGUCAUAUGGUGAAUUUCGCUUCUUCGAGAGGCUUUUGCACUACCUUCAAAUCUGAUUGCAAAGAAACUUUCUUCCCUGAUGAUCCGUUUCAUAAGUUCAAGGAUGAGAAACCUUUGCACAAAGCCAAGAAAAUCAUUCAAUACUUCAUCCCAUUGUUUGAAUGGUUACCCAAAUACAACCUACGUUUGCUUAGAUAUGAUUUGCUUGCCGGUAUCACCAUUACCAGCCUUGCAAUCCCUCAAGGAAUCAGCUAUGCCAAACUCGCUGAUCUUCCUCCUAUCAUCGGCCUCUAUUCGAGUUUUAUACCGCCUUUUGUUUAUGCCAUUUUCGGAAGUUCAAAACACCUUGCGGUGGGAACAGUGGCGGCAAACUCACUGCUUAUAGCUGAAACGAUUGGAAAUAAAGUAUCACCAAAAGACAAUCCCACAUUGUAUCUUCACUUAGUUUUCACAGCCACUUUCUUCACCGGAAUUUUCCAGUUGGCUUUAGGAUUUCUGAGGCUGGGAAUUUUGGUUGAUUUCUUAUCACAUUCUACUAUCACUGGUUUCAUGGGAGGGACUGCUAUAAUAAUUUGCCUGCAACAAUUAAAAGGCAUAUUUGGUUUAAAACAUUUCACAACUCAUACUGAUGUGGUUUCGGUUCUACGUGCAGUUUUCAGCCAUAGAAACGAGUGGAGGUGGCAAAGUGCUGUUGUUGGUGUAGUCUUCCUUUGUUUCCUCCAAUUCACUCGAUACCUGAGGCAAAGAAAACCAAAGUUAUUUUGGAUAUCAGCUAUGUCUCCAAUGGUCGUUGUUGUGGUUGGUUGUCUUUUUGCAUAUUUUGCCCAUGCAGAAAAACAUGGAAUCAACAUUGUGGGUGACUUGAAGAAGGGAUUAAAUCCUCCCUCAAUUCAACAUUUGAACUUUGAAAGCCAAUAUCUUCCGGUUACUGUGCGGGCCGGUCUUGUCACUGGGCUUAUUGCAUUGGCCGAAGGGAUAGCAAUCGGACGAAGCUUUGCCAUCAUUAAAAAUGAACAAACUGACGGGAACAAGGAAAUUAUAGCCUUUGGUUUCAUGAACAUCAUUGGAUCUUUCACUUCAUGCUACUUGACAACAGGGCCAUUCUCAAAAACAGCUGUGAAUUUCAAUGCUGGGUGCAGGACAGCAAUGUCCAAUGUAAUAAUGGGAUUUUGCAUGAUGUUAACACUCCUGUUCUUGGCUCCUCUCUUUAGUAACACCCCUCUGGUAGCUCUAUCCGCCAUUAUCAUGUCUGCAAUGCUUGGCCUAAUCAACUAUGAGGAGAUCAUUCACCUCUUUAAAGUCGACAAAUUCGAUUUUGUCAUCUGCAUGGCUGCCUUCCUUGGUGUUAGUUUCAUAAGCAUGGAUGUCGGCCUCAUGCUUUCCGUAGGACUUGCCUUACUCAGAGCACUUUUGUAUGUGGCAAGACCUGCUUCCUGUAAGCUUGGAAAAAUUCCAAACUCAAGUUUAUAUCGUGACACAGAGCAAUACCCUGGCUCGACAACAAUAGAAGGAAUCCUAGUUCUUCAACUUGGCUCCCCUAUUUAUUUUGCAAACUGCACCUAUAUAAGAGAAAGGACUCUGAGGUACGUUCAGGAGGAACAGGGCAUUUCAGAUUCUAAAAGUGAUGUAAUUGAGCAUGUUUUGCUAGAUUUGUCAGGAGUUUCAUCCAUUGACAUGACAGGGAUUGAAACAUUCGUUGAAAUACGUAGAAUUCUGGACGCAAAGGGUAUCAAGUUAGCAAUAGUAAACCCCAGGAUUGAAGUUCUGGAGAAAAUGACCUUAGCGAAAUUCACGGAUGCCAUUGGCAAGGAAUCUUUCUACUUGUCUAUUGAAGAUGCAGUCCAAAGUUGUCUAUUUACACUUAACAGUAAGAAAACAGCCACAGAAUCCUCAAACGACCAAAAUGUUGCUUAAAAGAUACUGGCUAUAUGCAUAUAUAUAUAUAUAUAUAUAUAUAUGUAUGUGCCUAUGAAUCAUCAGUCUUUAGUUCAAUUAGCACCAUAAAUCCAGGGAGUUUUCCAGGUCUAGAAUUCGAUCAUCCCUUUGAACAUCAACAAAGGGGUUAAUAAAUAAUUUGUUGUGAUGAUGCUAGUAUGUUUUUUCUGUUUAUUGGAGAGAAAACACAGAAUAAAAGAAAGGUGCCUAGCCGGUGGCUAAGCUGGGCUAUGUUGCUGGUAAUCGAAGUUAGGCCAAGUAGUAGUAGUAGUAGUUGUUGUAUUUGUUGUUGUUGUUAUGUAAAUGAUGAGAAUCAUGAGAUAGUCCUCUGUUUGGAUAAAUAUGAUCGUUUUUGUAACUUCUUUUUUCAUGUUUUCCCAUCUCUUCAGCUUGUCGUUUGAUAAUAUUUUUGAAUUGGAGGAUGAAGCUCAUGUACUUUUACCAUGGUAAUAAAGC